AUGACCGUCGACCUCGACGGUCAGCAACAGCAACAACAACAGCAGCAACAGCUACCACAGGCCAACCCGCACUUUGCCAUGCCGGCUCCAGUGGAGCACGGACCACCGAUGGCCUCUGGCUUCGCCGCGCAUUCUCCGCCCAUGCACGCGAGCCCUCACGCGUCGUCGUCAACGUACGGGCAGCAUCAGGGCAACAUCGUGCAGCCCUCUAUGUUCCAGGGGAACAUGAGCGCGACGAUGGGCAUGCCGAUGGGCCUCGAUCCGAGGUACCAGCUGACACCGUCGUACAUGGGCUACGCGCCGCAAACGGCGCACGCGGGCCCCAUCCAACCAUUCGUCCCUCCAGCGCCGACCUCCAUAUCCAUGCCCCCGGGGAUGCCGCCACUGCUGAUGUCGAGGCCGACAUUGCAGUGGAUCGUCCUGAGCGACAACAUGGCACCAUUGGUGCACCAAGAAGGAUGCCCGGUCUGUACGACCUGGGCGCGCCACAUACAGGACGCCGCAAGGACGGACACGUCCUUCGUGGAAGCCAAUGGAACAGCGCGUGCCGCCCUUCAGGAGCGGCUCUACGACCACUUCCGCCGAUGGCAGGGUUCGGAAGGGGGAGGGACGCCGGCCGAACUCCAAUAG
This is a messenger RNA of Dichomitus squalens LYAD-421 SS1, 630 nucleotides long. RefSeq lists its product as uncharacterized. The record is from RefSeq and is a predicted model, not a curated record. The coding region runs from base 1 to 630 and encodes 209 amino acids. NCBI's taxonomy places the organism in Eukaryota, Fungi, Basidiomycota, Agaricomycetes, Polyporales, Polyporaceae. The transcript has a single exon.